Messenger RNA from Cicer arietinum (chickpea), 1849 nucleotides. Its product is annotated as protein ABSCISIC ACID-INSENSITIVE 5. Gene Ontology annotation, cellular component: nucleus. NCBI's taxonomy places the organism in Eukaryota, Viridiplantae, Streptophyta, Magnoliopsida, Fabales, Fabaceae. Gene Ontology annotation, molecular function: DNA-binding transcription factor activity. The record is from RefSeq and is a predicted model, not a curated record. Gene Ontology annotation, biological process: positive regulation of DNA-templated transcription.
UGGGGUAUCCGAAAAUGCACCAUAUAUGUAGUGCCUCUUUUGUUUUGUAUAUAUUUUAGUGCACUCUAUUUGGUCACUAUUUAGACUAGAGAAAUACACCUUCUCAAUUCCCUCAUUCUCACUAAUCUUAAGUAUGCUCUAAAACUCUUUACAUUGCGACCAAAGGAACUUAUCAAUAGCUACUUAGCAUUUCAACUUUGCAUUUCCAGUUGUGAACACAAAGCAGAAGAAAAUGGUGGUAAGGGAGGGUGAGAUUAACUGGACACAAGGGGAGGUGGAAUCGGCGUUGCAUAGGGACGAAGAAGCGAACAAGAUCGAUGUUAAUAACAUUAUCUCAUCAUCGUUGGGAAGACAAUCAUCGUCGAUAUAUUCGCUCACCCUCGACGAGUUCCAGCACAGUCUCUGUGAGAGUGGCAAGAAUUUCGGAUCAAUGAACAUGGAUGAGUUCUUAAGUAGUAUUUGGAAUGCAGAGGAGAAUCAGCAAGCUGCUACCAACAAUAAUAAUAACAUCAACAAUAACAAUAAUCUGUCUGUAAUUUCGAAAGAGAUUAGCAAACAGGCAAGCCUUCCUCGUCAAAAUUCGCUGUCGAUUCCUGCACCACUUUGUAGGAAAACCGUGGAACAAGUUUGGUCUGAGAUACACAAAGAGCAACAUCAGAACAACAACAAUGUUGGUCAGAUUACUGAGUCUGCCACUCGACAACCGACUUUCGGAGAGAUGACAUUGGAGGAUUUCUUGGUGAAAGCAGGGGUAGUUAGGGAACAACAAUCUGUUAUGCAGCCGGCUGCAUUAGCAGUAGCACCUACUGUAGCUGCUGCGGUAUCAUCUCACCGGCCACAGCAUUACACCGUGUAUCCGAAUAACAACUCUACGAUGGCUGCUCAGGCUGGUUCUUUUGCUAUUGGUGGCGGCACUGGGAAUGUGGUUGCGCCGCCUUAUCAAACGGUGGCUCAGGGAGGUGGAGCAGUUGGAGAGCCUUCGGGUUCAGGAUAUGUUGGGAAUGGUAAGAGAGAUAACAUAGGUACUGGAUAUCCUCCGCCACCAGGGGUUUGUUAUGGAGGGAGAGUGGUGAAUGGAGGAGGUGGUGGUUAUGGCGUGGCAGUGGCACAAACUAUGGGAAUGGGCGGACCGGUUAGUCCGGUUUCGUCCGAUGGGAUUGGUAAUGAUAACUCGGGCGGGAAAUUUGGGAUCGACAUGAGUGGUUUAAGAGGAAGGAAGAGGAUGAUUGAUGGUCCUGUUGAAAGAGUUGUGGAGAGAAGGCAAAGAAGAAUGAUCAAGAAUAGAGAAUCAGCAGCAAGAUCUAGAGCAAGAAAACAGGCUUACACAGUUGAAUUAGAAGCAGAACUGAACCAAUUAAGAGAAGAGAAUUCACAACUGAAACAAGCACUGACCGAGCUCGAGAGGAGACGAAGGCAACAGUGUUCAGAGGAAACAAAUGUGAGAGUGCAGACCAAAGCUCAGAAGGCAAAAGAGAAACUGAGAACCUUAAGAAGGAACACUAGUUGUCAUCUGUGAAGAAAAUCACAUGGUAGACAGUGAAAUCCUUGGAUUUUUAUUAACACAGGAAUUGGUUAUGGUUGGUGCAUGCAUGAGUGCAUCAAGAACCAAGAAGAAAAUGAGUAAUAAAACUCAUAGACAGAGAAAGAAACAAAGGAAUGGUGAUGUGAAUUUUGUUGGAGAGGAAAUCUUCCACUGUCAUCAAAUUUGGAUGACUCUUUUCAAAUGAUAUAACUAGCUACUCAAAUUUGUACAAUAUAGUAGUUAAUGUUUAAAGUUACCUAGUUAUUUUUAUGUGUGAACUGUUUUUGUUUAAAGUUGCAAUAUAGUAUCAGCUAUGAGUGUAUGAAA